This is a messenger RNA of Brassica napus (rape), 642 nucleotides long. RefSeq lists its product as uncharacterized. NCBI's taxonomy places the organism in Eukaryota, Viridiplantae, Streptophyta, Magnoliopsida, Brassicales, Brassicaceae. The transcript has a single exon. The record is from RefSeq and is a predicted model, not a curated record. Bases 116 to 508 code for a protein of 130 amino acids.
CAAACAAACAAACAAACCUGUCUUUAUUUAUAUAAGUUAAAAGUUAAAUCUGAGUUCCGCGAAAGACUCAGAUCCUUUCUUUGUUUAUCUCCGCCUGGAUCUCGAAGACCAAACGAUGUCCGCCGCCGACGGAAUAUUCCGCUGCAUCUUCGAAGGCUGCAUCUCCGGCCUCGACUCCGCCAUCGAGCGGCGUCCCUACCACAAAAACUGCGACUGCGCGCUUCACGACGGCGCCAAGAAGAGUCAGAACCAGCGGCGGAAGCCGUGCCGACGCCACGGGAGCUCGGAGAGCAUCUCGUUCCCGAUCCGGAGGUCGUGGAGCGAGGGCAACAUCAUGGCUAUGAACUUCCCGGCGGCUUCUUCGUCGUCUUCUUCGAAUCUGCAGUCGCUUUCUUCGUCUUCUUCUCUCGCGACGCUGGCCGAUUUGCCGGCGGAGACGGCUGCGGUGGUGGAUCAGAGGAGACCUCGUCAGCUGGGAUGGACGAUUGAUGAAGGUGAAGAUGUUUGAUGAUAUUGAUUGAUGAUGACGAUCAUUUUCCACGUUUAAGGUUGUUAACUGCUAAUCUCCGAGAUUUAAUUAAUUUUCGUCAUAAUAUGUUCUAUGUAGUUUCUUCCAUAAACAUAAUCAAAACUUUGAAGAUA